AUGUUGUUGUUCAUCACUUGUUUUGCGCUUGUUGCCUCCGCAAUGGGUUGUGGAAGGCCUUCAAUCUCUCCACAAGUCAGCGGGUACAACAAGAUUGUAAAUGGUGAGAAUGCCGUGCCUGGGUCCUGGCCCUGGCAGGUCUCACUUCAGGUAUGCCCGGGAUUCCACUUCUGUGGCGGAUCUCUGAUUAAUCAGUACUGGGUCGUCACCGCGGCUCACUGCCGUGUGUCUCCCAGAAGCCACCGUGUGAUCUUGGGUGAGCAUGAUCGUCAAUCUAACAGCGAGCCACUUCAGGUCAAGACCAUCUCCAGGGCCAUCUCGCAUCCCUACUACAACUCCCAGAACUUCAAUAAUGACAUCACCCUUCUGAAGCUGUCAUCUCCAGCUCAGCUAACUAGGACUGUGGCUCCUGUGUGCCUGGCUAGCUCCAGCACCAGCAUCCCCUCCGGCACCAGAUGUGUCACCACUGGAUGGGGCAGGACCGGCCAAACCUCAAGCCCUCGUUACCUGCAGCAGACCUCCUUGCCUUUGCUCAGCCCAGCUCAGUGCAAACAGUACUGGGGUUACAACAGAAUCACUGACGCUAUGAUCUGUGCUGGUGCUUCCGGAGUGUCCUCUUGCCAGGGUGAUUCUGGUGGCCCCCUGGUGUGCCAGAGCGGUGGAGCUUGGAACCUUGUGGGUAUUGUGUCCUGGGGUACCUCCAACUGCAACGUGCGCACCCCUGCUGUGUAUGCCCGUGUGUCGUAUUUGCGAAGCUGGAUUGACAGGACCAUCGCCUCCAAUUAA
This is a messenger RNA of Nerophis lumbriciformis (worm pipefish), 786 nucleotides long. The record is from RefSeq and is a predicted model, not a curated record. Lineage: Eukaryota; Metazoa; Chordata; Actinopteri; Syngnathiformes; Syngnathidae.